Notechis scutatus (mainland tiger snake) is the source of this 1010-nucleotide messenger RNA. RefSeq lists its product as uncharacterized. Lineage: Eukaryota; Metazoa; Chordata; Lepidosauria; Squamata; Elapidae. Gene Ontology annotation, molecular function: methyltransferase activity. The record is from RefSeq and is a predicted model, not a curated record.
GAGAAAGUUGAUCGAGUUGCGCUUGCGCGGUACCUUCGACCAGGUAAGGAUGGACUUUCCUUCGGCUCGCCAAGCUGUGCUGGACGUAAUAAAGGGUGCGCGCGCGGGGGAGUUGCCUCGCCUGCUGCACUGGCUGAGAACAACUAACGACUUUGAUGAAUUUACAUGCAAUAAUGAUGAUAUCAUUCUCAGAAGUAUUGCUGAAGAUAUUCGACAUCGUUUGCCUGUUGGAGCAGUGCUCAAUUCAGAGCAUAAUGCUCUUCAAAAACUUCAUGAACAGGCAGUACCCACCAUUCAUGUUGAUGCUUUCCUUUAUGAUGAUGACUGUGUUGACUCUUUAUGUGAAGAAGGAAAGAUGAGCAGAAAUUAUUGUCUAGCAUGUGGCUCUCAUCAGACAGCACCAUUAGAAUUCAUUUCCCAUUCUUUUUCCCUCGUGGAACUGAAGUUCCUGUACCAGGAAGUAUUGCCUGACCUGACAGGGAAGGUUCUGGUUGACGUGGGCUCCAGGCUUGGAGCAGUCCUGUUUGGGGCCUACUAUUAUAGUUCAGCAUCCCAGAUCAAUGGAGUUGAAAUGAAUGGAGAUUUUUGCCAGUUGCAGGAAGCUAUCAUUUCAAAGUAUCGACUUGAUGACAGAAUAAAGGUGAUUAAUGCAGAUAUUUGUACUCAAGCUUCACUUCUUCAAAAUGCAGACAUUGUUGUAAUGAAUAAUGUCUUUGAAUAUUUCCUUGACAGAUCAGAACAGGCUAGAGCAUGGAAAAUCAUAAGUCAAAAUGUAAGAAAACCAGGGUCUUUAUUAGUGACUGUCCCAAACCUUGAAAAGUCUCUCUCAGAGCUUCAGGUGGACAUUCAGCUCAGCCAGUGGGUAGAAGCAGUACCAGUGCAAUAUGAUGGAUUCUUAGAAGAUGCUGAUAGAGAAGCACUUGAAAAAAUUUAUUUGUACAGAAUUCUAUAGCAUACAAAAUAUGUACAUUCUCAUCAAGUGCUUUUUAAAUAAAAAAGAACAUUUUAAA